Molecule: messenger RNA, 2911 nt
Organism: Boleophthalmus pectinirostris (great blue-spotted mudskipper)
Lineage: Eukaryota; Metazoa; Chordata; Actinopteri; Gobiiformes; Gobiidae
Gene: fnbp4
Product: formin binding protein 4
Exons: 17
Coding region: 77-2575 (832 amino acids)
Molecular function (GO): protein binding
Source: RefSeq, a predicted model, not a curated record
UUUGUGGCUGCGGCUAAGGCUAAACGCAGCCGUUGCUACUGUGACGGCUCCACACCAGGCCGUCUGAUUCAUAAUAAUGGGGAAGAAGAAUCGUUUUACCGGUGGAGCAGCCGGUCGGAGGACUAUAUUACAACUUUCACCGCCCGGUUCUCGAGGUGUGAGCACCGGCGAAGCGCACUCGGGAUCCGAAGAUGAACAAGACGGGGAUGCGCCCAAGUUCCCACGAGACAGACACUCCAAAACAAAGGCCCCCGCGGUCAGGGCCACAGAGGGUUUGUCUUUGCUCGGUGCGUAUGAGGACAGCGAUGACGAUGAUGCUGUAGAACGGGCCCCUGUGACUUCUCAACACAACCAGUCUGCGGACAUUGACAGUACUUUGGCGGAUUUUAUGGCUGAAAUCGACGCAAUAACGACCCAGCCAACCGCAGAGGGUGGGACAUCAACACCACCAACUGAGAAUAGUACUCAGAAAGCUGAUGGUACAGAAGCACAACCAAGUACAGAUGCUGCUUUUGAAUACAAUACUCAGGACUCGUUAGCUGGAGUGGGAGUUGAAAUGGGAGACUGGCAAGAGGUAUGGGACGACAACUCUGGCUGUUACUACUAUUGGAACACCGUGACAAAUGAAGUGUCUUGGGAGUUGCCUCAUUACUUGGCUGAUCAAGUUCAAAGUCUUGGAAAACAUACAGCCAGCUCUGAUGUCAAUGGUAACGGCACAGUUAAUGAUGAUCACCAUAUGGAGGAAACAGCCACUAAAGACACUACGUUGAUAGAGACUAAAGUGCAGAAAGAAGUUAUUGAAAGUGUUGUGGCCCUUGCCAAUGAAGAGGAAGAGCGUUGUGGAGUUGCUGCUUCUCUUUUAGGUCCUUUAAUUCCCUCUGAAGUAAAAGAGGCAGAGGAAAAGUGGAGAAAGAGACUUCUUAAAGGUUUAGAUGAGACGGAACAGUCUUUGGAUUCUGAUGGAGAAGGUGCACGUUCUAUAGACUCGCCUUCUGCGCCAUUACUGGACCAAGACUCUGCUCUCAGUGAGAAAGACGUGUCAGUCAAGAAACAGUCGACAGAUAACUCAGACGCUGAAGGGCCCGAGGAGGAUACCGUGGAGCUGGAGUUGGCCCUUGAGCGAAAAAAAGCUGAAUUGAGAGCCCUUGAAGAUGGCGAUGGAAGCGCUGGUGGUUCUAGUCCUUGUUCUGAGGCCAGUCAAGAUGCCACAAACUCUGGGAGCACUUUGUUCAAAAAGAAACGAUGGAAAACCGUCUUCCCUGCUGCUCUCAGCCCAGACGCCAACAGCAGAAGCUCUAACGCACCAGAAAGCACAGACACAGCUCCAUCAAAAGUCGUUGAUGGUGCUGUGCAGGGAGAAGAGAAAGAAAUGGAGACUAACAAUCCUGAGGACAAUGAUGCCGAAAAUCCAACUAAAGAAGAAGUGGAAACACCAGAGCUCAAGUUUCAGAUAGGAGAACUUGCCAACACCUUAACCAGCAAGAUGGAGUUUCUAGGGAUAAAUAAGAAAACUAUCUCAAAUUUUCAACUUCUUCUUCUGCAAACAGAGACUAGGAUCGCUGACUGGAGGGAGGGUGCUCUGAAUGGGAUGUAUCUCCGGCGCAGGCUGCAAGAAGCUGCCGAACACAUAAAAUAUUACGAACUUAACGCCACACCUAAAGGCUGGUCCUGCCACUGGGACAGAGAACACAGGCGGUAUUUUUAUCUGAACGAGCGGACGGGUGCAUCACAGUGGGACUUUCCAACAGAGGAGGACAAGGGAGAGGAUGCCAAAGGAGGAUCAUCUGCUGCUAAACCCAGCACACAGUGGACCUCAUCCCAGCCUCCUCUUCCAAGUAGCCCACCGCCCCCCCUCUUCAGCAGUUCUCCGCCCCCACCACUGCCCCCAGACUCUCCACCCACGCCCCCCCCUCUGCCCGACAGCGACUCAGAGAUCAUGGAGGUGGAAAUGGAGAUGGAUGACGAUGACGGGGAACCUCCAGCCCCUGGCACAGAAGAGGACAAUGGGCCUCCUCUACCACCGGGCAUCACCAACACACGGGUUGUAGAGUCAAGUGCCUUUGGGAGGACUCUCAAACGCAAAGCUGGCCAGUCGAGUAAAACUGUUACGAUUGGAAGUAAUCCCAUUCGUUACACUCAGCCUAUUGCAAGUGCAGCUCCCAUAAUGCCAGUGACUGCUUAUUGGGGUGUGCCAGCUGUUCCUCUAGUGCCUUCUGAACCGCCUAUGCCACCACAGCCUCCACUGCCACCACUGCCCCCACCCCAACCCCCCUCAGAACCUCCUCCACCCAAACCCACAGAGAAAAUCAAAAAGACCAAAACUAAGUCAAAGAAAGUAAAAACCAAAAUGCCAUCUUUGGUGAAAAAGUGGCAGAGUAUACAGAAAGAACUCGAUGAGGAGGAGAAAAGCAGCUCCAGUGAUGAAGACCGAGACCUGCUCAACAAGAAAAGUAUAGAAGAAUGGAAGUAUCAGCAGCUAAUGACGGGCAAGGCUUCGAAAAAUGCCAACUUUGAAGCUAUUCCAGACAACUGGCGGGAACGAAUAAAAAAACGGAAGAUGAUGAACAGUACAUAACACUUAAUCCAACGUGUCUGCCUUAUUAAGUUAACAUCUAUUUAAACUAAAGAUGCAUUAUCUCCUUGGCCAUGAGAUCAAUUCCCACUAGGACCUGUUGUGGCUGAAUGUUUGUUUGAGAAGUUAAGAUUGUUGUGCCAUAAGAUCAUCGUCAUGUACUGCUCAUUACAUCAACUUAUCACCAAACUCCAGAGACAUUUGUGUAUUUUCGGGGACACUUUUUCAACUGUGUAUAUAUCUGUAUCAUUUUGUGAUUAUAAACAAUGUUAUGGAAUGUGAGGGAACAUUAUAUGUACAUUUUUGUAUUUAAAAUGUUAUUAAACGUGUUUUUCCAAA